Messenger RNA from Chironomus riparius, 1315 nucleotides. The record is from the annotation of a GenBank genome assembly. Lineage: Eukaryota; Metazoa; Arthropoda; Insecta; Diptera; Chironomidae.
AGUGGGGGAUAGAAAGUGCUUAUAAAUGACAUGAUAACUAGCAAAUAUUCAUCAUUAAGUAAAACUGAGACAGUCAGGAAGAUCAUAACGUGCUGUAGAAGUAAAUAAAAAAUUCAAAAUGAAGAUGAUUCUAAUACUAAGUGCUGUGGUGGCCAUAGCCAUCGCUAGUCAACAAGAUGCAUGGAAAUCAAGAUUUAAUUCGCAAAUGGUUCGUAUGAAUGAUAAAGUCGAUGGUAUUUUCAAGAAAUCUAGCUCCUCAUCAUCAUCUGAGAGCAUUGAGGAUAAAUCAUUAAUUAACCGCUUUAAAGAUGCCUUAAACUGUACGAUUGAUCCACCACCAACAUUAGAUGAGCUUUAUCAAUUCUACCAGUGGGUACAGAAGUACAAUAAGAGUUACUACACACCAGAGAAUAGAUUGUGUAGAACAAUUCAUGUGAUUCGUCAUAUUCGUCAGAUUAAUGCUCAUAAUGUGUUGUAUGAGCAAGGACUAGUCAGCUAUAAACGUGGAUUGACUGACUUUUCUGAUUAUUCAUCUGAGGAGAAUUACGAUCGACUUUUAUUGAAGGAAGCACCAAUAAUUGAAGAUACUUUACAAGGAUCUACUGAUUUGCCAAUUUUGCCACCAGCAAGAGACUCCGUAGACUGGAGAAAUGAAGGCUUAGUCUCACCAGUUGGUUCUCAAUGGAAAUGUGGAAGUUGCUAUGCAUGGGGUGGUGCUGUUGCUUUAGAAGGUCAACUGAGGAAAUGCAAAAUAUCCAGCGAAUCUGUUUCUAUUCAAUUAAUGGUUGACUGUCCAAAUCACGGUGUCUGGGGAUGCUCAUCUGGAUGGCCUUACUAUGUCUUCAAAUGGCAAAUGUCUGGAGGAAUCUUGCCAGCCUCAAAAUAUCCAUACAAAGAUACUUCUGGAAAGUGCAACUAUAAUAAGUCUGACGUCAUAGCUUACGUUGACACUCCAUACAAGUUUAAUUUUACUGAUGUUGGUGGAAAUGCUACAUUUAUCAAACAAGUUGUGUCAGCGACCGGACCAGUUUCUAUUAUUAUUUGUGUAGAUAAGAGCUUGUUCCAGUAUAAAUCAGGUGUCUAUACCACAAAAAAUUGCUGCAAUACUGUUAAACAUGUUGUAGGGAUUGUUGGAUAUGGAACUGACCCUAAAUUUGGUGACUAUUGGAUCAUUAAGAACAGCUGGGGCACAAACUGGGGUGACAAAGGCUUUGCUAAAAUUGCAAGGGGAAACAACUUGUGCAUCACUGAAAACUAUGUCCAAUAUGCAUCGCUUAAGGAUGUAAACGGCAGAAAGUGCGAUUUAAUGAGUUAA